CAACUUCUCCCCCAUGGCCAUUUCAACAUAAACACCAUUCUGUUCCGACGUCCUGUUGAUCAGGAUAGGAUACUAUUCUAUUUUUGUGCAGAUAGCGACGAAGACGGACCUGGCUGUCCGGUCACCCACAUUCGGAUUCGACGGGUUUUCGACACCGAUGCUUGUCUCUUCCAUGGGAACUACUUAACGACAGAGUAAGCUGAUGAGCCCGUCAGGCACGGCGACUAUACGAAGGAGAGCUUUCGAACGUCAUAGCAGCGGAAUAAUUGGGAAGUCUGUUCUCAAGAUGGAUUCCGCGGACGGUCGAGAUUAUGUCGCAGAACAACAGACAAAGCCUGUCCAUAAAUACGGCAUGGCUCGACAUACAAUGGGCAUCAUAUUGUUGAUGUGUGUAGUUUUUUUAUGGACGGCCUCAAACUUUCUGGCUAGUAAUAUCCUCGCAGAUGACAGCUACUCGCACCCAUUUUUCAUUACCUAUGUCAAUACGUCGUUCUUCGUGGUGUUUCUGAUGUAUGUAAUUGCGCGUCGCAUCUUUCGCAUGUGGCGUAGAGGCAAAUUAUCGCAAGUGAAGUCACUCAAAUCGUUCUUUACCUAUCUCGAUAUACAUGGAAUGAAAGAGCCUCCUUCUUAUGCGCGGGAGACGGUAACGUCACUAGACGAGGAUCCCGAGGAUGAGGAAUAUGGGACAUAUGAAGCGGACACGCAACGACAGCGAUUGUUGAAUAGCUACGCGCAGGACCCUGAUCUGGGACCUUCAUCACCAACCUCGUCUACCGAUGCAACGGCAACAAAAUCAUCAGCCGGGAAAUUGGGACUAGGUCAAACGGCACGCUUGGCGGCACAAUUUUGCAUGCUAUGGUUUCUGGCAAACUACUUCGCAAUUGCAUGUCUGCAAUUCACAACUGUGGGUAGCACGACCAUUUUGACAUCGACAAGUGGGGUUUGGACGUUGAUUCUGGGCGCUAUGAUCGGUGUCGAGAAGUUCACUCUACGAAAAGCGCUCGGUGUGUUCGCUUCGUUGGUUGGUGUUAUUCUAAUUUCACGUGUGGAUUUAUCUUCUUCGACACCUGCCACACCCGAUGAUACUACACUCCCGGCCGAUGGUGGUAACGACAAGGAUCCAUUUUCGAGUAAAACUCCUGCUGAAAUUGCCCUUGGUGAUGCGAUGGCAGCAUUGAGUGCAAUUGUAUAUGGCGUAUAUACAAUAGUCAUGAAAAAGCAAGUCGGCGACGAGUCCCGCGUCAAUAUGCAGCUGUUUUUUGGGCUGGUGGGAUUCUUCAAUGUCUUUCUCCUCUGGCCUGGAUUCGUCAUUUUGCACUUUUUGGAUAUUGAGAGAUUCUCUUUGCCGACUGAGAACAGGAUUUGGGUUAUUAUUCUGGUGAACUCAAUAUCCUCCCUCAUAUCAGAUAUAUGCUGGGCCUACGCCAUGCUCCUCACAACACCGCUCGUGGUCACAGUGGGUCUCAGUCUUACCAUCCCUCUAUCACUGGUUGGCCAAAUCAUUCUCCAAGGCCAAUAUGCCGGCGUCCUAUACUGGAUUGGCGCGACAAUUGUGUUUGCAUCUUUUAUGAUUGUGAAUCAGGAGAGUAAAGAGGAUGAAGAACAGCAGCAAGAAGACCUAGUUGAUUCUAUUCUCUUGUCAAGGGAAGGAGAAAGAGAGAUGGAGAAUGAGAACUAGCCGUUGAGAAUAUAAUGGUACAAACCGUUUAUGGAUGCAUAUAGAUAGAUAAGAAACAUAUUUGAAUUAAAAAAACUAAGUUAAAACUCAUACACAGUUGGAUAUCAUAAUUCAGACCCCCGCUCCAAUAAAACCCAGAUCGCCAGUGAACUUCAAUAAAAUACAGGAAAAAAUAGCAUCGAACAAUCAUCUCAAAGGCUGAAAGGGUUCAGGCGUAGCAAUAAUCGUCGGCGGCGCAACAACAGGAACAGAAGUAGCGGUAGCAGCGGUCUGACUACUAGUACUAGCCUUUCUACUUUCCAUCGCCUUCUUUCUUCCGACUAUGAUACUUUUCAAUGCGCCUAGCCAUCGUGCUAGAGACUCUUCAUCUGGUGCACAGAAGCGAUAGAUGGGUCUAUCUUCGGUUAUGAUUUGCAUACAGAAAUUCUUGGAUCGAGAGAUGGGAUCUGUUUCGGCGGCAUUGAUGACUUGGGACAUGGGUAUGAUGCGGAUUGCGGAGUACUCCUAUAUAUUAUCAGUUUGUGGAGAUCAAGCAGAUAAAAGGGGAGGGGAGGUGCACCCUUUCGUCUUUGUAUAAAGCGAGACUGACUGGUCGAAGAACGACCCAGAGUUUCUUCCAUUGUCGAACUCCUCGCUUACUAUGUAGACAUUGUAGCCAGCCAUGACAUAUCACGCGGUCAGGAUCGCCCAAGAGUCCUGAGACAGUGGGUUCGCGGCCUAGAGAAGGACGCUUGGUAGGUUGAUCGCUAGGUUCGCGCCCCUUGGAAAUCUUCUUCGCCCGUGAACUACUUCCAGGCCCAUCUGAUAAGUCCGAGUAUUCCGUCAUCUCAUUACCGGAAUAAUCUUGCGCAAAAGGUAGACUCUUCCCCCUGUGUCCCAACGACGUUGUCCGCAUAAGCUCCGGCGAACUCGACAGAAUUGUCGGCUCAUUCUCUCCAACAUCCGAAUAUUCACUUGCUAUAAUGGCAGCAUGGUCUUCUCCAUCGCUAGUAUACCCGGCUGUAGUGGGCACGGACAUCUUCUUCGUUUUCGAUUGCGCAACCAGAGCUUCUUCUUCCUCGUCAAUGUGCACCUCUGACCGAAUUCGCUCAACCCACGCCUUUGCAUCCUGCUCAGAAAUAGACUGGAAACGAUAGUUUUGUGACGGUGAGAAUAUCCCCCAGACAUGUUCGCGAGUCGAUCGCGCGGAAUGGAUUGGUGCGACGGCAACGACGUCGGAGAGAGUAAUGGAUAGUAAGAGUCUGGCUUCGUCCUCAUCUUUGUAGACAGAAAGCAGGUUUGGGCGGAGCACUAAAUAGC
Talaromyces stipitatus ATCC 10500 is the source of this 2977-nucleotide messenger RNA. Its product is annotated as integral membrane protein, putative. Gene Ontology annotation, biological process: regulation of peptide transport. Gene Ontology annotation, cellular component: membrane. The coding region runs from base 203 to 1678 and encodes 491 amino acids. NCBI's taxonomy places the organism in Eukaryota, Fungi, Ascomycota, Eurotiomycetes, Eurotiales, Trichocomaceae. The transcript has 3 exons. The record is from RefSeq and is a predicted model, not a curated record.